AUGUUGCCGCAAGAACCACUGCAGGCCAUCCUGCCGCCCACGACGCUCUCGAGGUCGUACCUCCCAAUCGAUCAUGCUUCAUCUGCGACACCUACUGUGCUCGCCGAGGCCGCGCACGCUCUGCACCCAUCGCCCAGUGAUGCCGUACGGAUAGCACGCUACAACAACAAUGGCCUGGGUUCGACCGCGAAGGGUAUCAUGAUUGGUGUGUUCUCGGUACUCGGCGCUGCAGGCUUCUGCUUCCUCGUCUUCGCCAUUGUCUACUACUUCCGCUACACGCAACAGGGUCGCGUAUUCCUCGACCGGAUAACACGACCCGGGGAGUAUGAUGAUGAGCAGCAAUUCGCCAAGGAGGAGGCCGAGGCGCUGGAAGAGAUGGACGACCUGCAGAGAGCCGAGUACCUGCGAGCGAAGGCUUUCGUGCAAGUCAACCCGCCCGAGUCCGUGCAAACCGACAUUUCCCUGUCACAGUUCCUCGCAAUCCAAGAGAAGGGUGUUUCAGCAUGGGAAUUCGAGCCAGAACUCGAGAUCGCCAAUUGCUUUGUUGAAGGCCGAACCGAGAUUGAGUUCUUUGAUUCUGAAUGCAGCGUCCAAAGCAACCUACCGAUACCGAAACAGAACGAAGUGUACUACUGGGAGGCCAAGAUCUACGAAAAGCCGGAGAACACAAGCAUUGCAAUUGGCGUCACAACUAAGCCGUACCCCCUGUUCAGGCUACCAGGCUACCACAAGUCUUCGAUUUCGUACGGAUCCAAUGGUAACCGACGCUACAACCAGCCCUUCACACCUUCCGCGUACGGACCAGCCUAUGUUCAGGGCGACGUUAUUGGAGUUGGAUAUAGGCCUCGCACCGGAACGAUCUUCUUCACCCGAAACGGCAAGAAACUCGACGAUGUUGCACAUGGCCUCAAGACCCAAAACUUCUUCCCUACCGUUGGCGCUCAAGGACCUUGCCAGGUGCAUGUAAACUUCGGACAGAUGGGAUUCGUCUUCAUCGAAGCCAACGUGAAGAAAUGGGGUCUUGCUCCGCAAACUGGCAGCUUGGCUCCUCCACCACCGUACGGCAGCGAACAAGGAUCGAUUCUUUUGGACUCUGGUCGCGAAGGAAUCAGAGAGGGCAUGGCUGGCAAUUACAUUUCUGCAGGUUAUGGACAUGCACGAUCUAGUGGCCAGCAAGUGCGUCUUGGACGUAAUCAACCCACAAGCCCUGGUCCUCAACGCAGCCCCACUGACAUCUCCCUGGCAGCUUUCAGCCUCGUGGACUCCAAUGAAGACAUUGGCGAAGGGCCCAGCGCAGAGGCUAGCAACACACACGAUAUGGCUCACGAGACUGCUCGCGGACUCGGAUUUCUACAGCCUGGAGAGCUUCCACCAGAGUACACCAGCCCUGUUGGGUCACCAAACCUUGAAGCCGGCCAACACAUGCGCGACUACUGGGAAGAACGCGAGCAAGCCUCGCUCUUGCAGAACCAACAACAAGAGCCGGAGUCUGAGCGGCCCCUACCCAGCUACGACGCUGCGGUUGCCAACGCGCCCCAACUUCGACAGCCCACGAUCCGUGUGCGAAGUGCUACUGAGACGUCUCGCACACAUCGGGGAGGUCGGCGAUGA
Messenger RNA from Macroventuria anomochaeta, 1611 nucleotides. Its product is annotated as SPRY-domain-containing protein. Lineage: Eukaryota; Fungi; Ascomycota; Dothideomycetes; Pleosporales; Didymellaceae. The record is from RefSeq and is a predicted model, not a curated record. The transcript has 3 exons. The coding region runs from base 1 to 1611 and encodes 536 amino acids. Gene Ontology annotation, molecular function: protein binding.